Molecule: messenger RNA, 1648 nt
Organism: Sinocyclocheilus anshuiensis
Lineage: Eukaryota; Metazoa; Chordata; Actinopteri; Cypriniformes; Cyprinidae
Product: calreticulin-like
Exons: 9
Coding region: 97-1356 (419 amino acids)
Biological process (GO): ERAD pathway; protein folding
Cellular component (GO): endoplasmic reticulum membrane; endoplasmic reticulum
Molecular function (GO): calcium ion binding
Source: RefSeq, a predicted model, not a curated record
ACACAGCCGAGCCAUAUUUCACUGACCAUUAGCUCCAGCGCCAUUCAUUAUUAUAUCGGGAUCUUCAUCUAAUAUAGAUCCUUUAACAGUGCAGAGAUGCGGAUCGCUGCUGUAGUGUGCUUUAUAUAUGCACUGGCUUUCACUGCGCAUGCAGAUGUGUAUUUUAAAGAACAAUUUCUGGACGGAGAUGGUUGGAAAAGCCGAUGGGUCGAAUCCAAACACAAAUCCGACUACGGCCAGUGGAAACUGACCUCAGGGAAAUUCUACGGCGAUGUUGAGCUUGAUAAAGGUUUGCAAACAAGUCAAGACGCCCGGUUUUAUGCUCUAUCCAGUCGCUUUGACUCAUUUAGUAAUGAGGGUAAACCACUUGUCAUCCAGUUCACUGUGAAACAUGAGCAGAAGAUUGACUGUGGCGGCGGGUAUGUGAAAAUCUUCCCUGCCGACCUGGACCAGACUGAUAUCCACGGCGAAUCGCAGUACUACAUCAUGUUCGGACCCGACGUCUGUGGCUACAGCACCAAGAAAGUUCACGUCAUUUUCAACUACAAAGGGAAGAACCACCUAAUCAAGAAGGACAUCAAAUGCAAAGACGAUGAACUCACUCACCUGUAUACGCUGAUUCUGCGGCCAGACCAGACGUAUGAAGUCAAAAUCGACAAUGAGAAAGUAGAAUCCGGUUCUCUGGAGGAAGACUGGGAUUUCCUUCCUCCAAAAAAGAUCAAGGAUCCCGAGGCCAAGAAGCCAGAGGAUUGGGACGACCAGGCAAAAAUCGACAAUCCUGAAGAAACAAAACCUGAGGAUUGGGACAAACCUGAGAACAUUCCCGAUUCUGAUGCCAAGAAACCAGACGAUUGGGAUGAAGACAUGGAUGGAGAAUGGGAACCUGCAAUGAUCCCGAACCCAGAGUACAAGGGCGAGUGGAAACCAAAACAGAUCGACAACCCCAACUACAAAGGCACCUGGAUUCACCCUGAAAUUGACAACCCUGAAUACACUCCAGACGACUCCAUUUACAAAUUUGAUAACGUUGGCGUUCUGGGACUGGAUCUUUGGCAGGUGAAAACUGGAACGAUCUUUGAUAACUUCCUGAUCACUGAUGAUGUUGAGGAGGCUGAAAAAUUUGGUACAGAAACGUGGGGCGCAACGAAGGGACCAGAAAAGAAAAUGAAGGACCAGCAGGAAGAGGAAGAACGGAAGAAGCGUGAAGAGGGGGAAAAGAGCAAGAAGGAUGAUGAUAAUGAGGAAGAUGAGGAGGAUGGCGAUGAGGACGAGCCAGAGGAGGAGGAGCACACAGAAGAACCUCCUGAGGAGGAAGAGGAGGGUGAAGAUGAUGCGCUUCCAAAAGACGAGUUGUGAAGAGGAGUUUCCUUCUGAAUGAGCAGAUCUGAUGCAUUUCUGAUGUCUUUCUUUAUAUACGUGGUGUGAUUUUUUGGCCCCGCCCCCUUUCUAGAAACAUGUCACAUCCGGUAACUCGGAUUUCUUUUGGUUUUGCUGCUAGAAGCCCCCCAACACAUUUAUAGUACGACCUGAUAAACUUAAUUAAUUAAUGUUUGGAUCUCUGUUCUGUCUCGAGCCGCGCAAGGGAAAAAUUCUAAUGUAUCAUUUGUUGGAUUUGCACUUUUUUUAAAAUAAAUGAUUUAUUUUUAAA